Molecule: messenger RNA, 1041 nt
Organism: Necator americanus (New World hookworm)
Lineage: Eukaryota; Metazoa; Nematoda; Chromadorea; Rhabditida; Ancylostomatidae
Exons: 10
Coding region: 1-1041 (346 amino acids)
Source: RefSeq, a predicted model, not a curated record
AUGGAAGAAUUACUGGCGCCCGCUCGACCAGUUCGAAGAUCAACGGGAGUCAAGGUGAUCAAGGUGAUUCACUACAAGCUAAGCUUCAGUAAUUUGACUCCUAAACGUUGUUCACCAUCACACCAUAUGAUCACUGUCGGGAAAACAUGUGACGCAAGCAAAACAGUGAAGGAAGAAAUAACGACGUGGUGGAAGGACGGUGCAGCUAAGCAGGAAACAAAGACUAAGGUUGCUGACAAUGAUAAGUUCUCUCAGAUGGCUUACUUUGAAACUAGUGCAGUGGCCUGCUCAUACUACCCAUGCUCUUCUACGGAGCUAAGUUUGGUUUGCCUCUACAACAAAGAUGCAGCGGAUCAAGCCGUCACAGAUCUUUACACUGCAAACCCAGACCAAUGCCAAUGUCAAAAUUGCAAAUCGUACCUCUGUCCGUCGAAGUUCACUCCUGCGGAAUUGUCAAGUACUGUAUGCACUGGUUGCGACAAGUCAACUCAACUCUAUAGAGAAGCUGCGUUGUAUUCACACAAUUACUACAGAAGGUUGGUGGUCACAGGAUGGGCUGAGGACCCAAAGAGUAAAUAUGCGAAGCCGGCGAAAGGAAUGAUGAAACUGAAAUUCGAGAAAACGUUAGAAGAAAACGCAAAAAAUUACUUGGAUGUAAAUGCAAACACAUGUCCCUUAACUCGGGAAAGUGCAGACAGUAUUGGAGAGAACUUCUGGAAAAGCAAUAAUUUCACAUUGUCUCAGGAAGAGGCUGUCGAUAAGGCUGUCGAGGAAUGGUUUAGUUACCUGACAGACAUUGGUCUCGGUGAUGACAUUAAAUAUGCAAACCUUAAAGGGGAUUCAGGAAAGAUGUUCGGAAAUGUAUUCCAUGACGAGACAACGAAAAUUAUUUGUUACGUGAAAACUUGCGCGAAGCAGGGAGUAAUUGUUGUCGAUUGUUGCUAUGAUCCAAAGGCUGACGGAAAUAUCUUCGAAACUGGAAAGACGUGCAGCUCGUGCGGCAACGCCAAAUGCUCGCCUCUUGGUGGACUUUGUGCCUGA